AUGAGUGCGUGUGUUGCUGUGACGAACGCAGAAGAGGAGGACAGCGAUGUGGACGCGUGGGCGGUGGAGCUUGAGGCGGCGCUGGACUGUGGACGGGUCAAUUGUCGUCGCUUCUCGUCGCGACUCACGGACAUUUUGCGUCCCUUGGACUCGAAAGCAGUGAUACUGGCGCCGGAUGUGGAGGAGGAACCCUAUGCAGCAUACGGUCAGAGCCACUUGUUUACGAAAGCGUACGCGCACAAGGCACGAACGCUGCUAUUCACCCUGAAGGAUGCACAGAACGUCGACCUGUACAACCGACUCGUGUCGGGUGAGCUGCCGACGCAAAGUCUGGUGCGCAUGAGCGGCCCCGACAUGGCCAAUCCGCAGCUCGUGCGUCAGCGGAAGGAGUGGAUCAAGAAGCGCACGCACGAAGUGAUGCGCGAAGGUCGCGAAGUCGAGGGCUUUGAGUCGAAUCUGUUUGAGUGCCGCAACUGCGGCAGCUCACGGACACGCUAUCGCCAGUGGCGUCGCAAAGCUGUGGUAGACCGUACGCGGAUCAUCAUCAUAUGUCUGAGGUGUCCGUAUCGAUGGGAGCUGUCGCCGGCUGGUAGAGCACCAGGACCGAGCCGUUCUCCGGGAAGCAAAUGCAGCAUGAGGCGCUGCAGGUCGUGUGCAGCACUUAUGCGAAUCGGUCAAAUUGCUGGACACUAUCACUGUCAUGAACAGCUCCGAAGCCGGCGACUACGAGACUUUUUCAUCAUCAAGCUGUACGUCAAUCGCGAGUACGCUACGCAGGAGUUCGACUUUGGCUUGGCACUGCAGAAGCUGCGAUGCGCUCACGCCGCUUCCACGGACCACGACCUCACAGGUCAAGUCGUGUGGCUAGUCUCAGCUUUCCUAGCAUGGUACCUCGUGGCCCACCGUGAGGAACUUGCUGGCAAGACAGUCGUCGAACUGGGCGCUGGCACAGGCCUCAGUGGUCUUCUCGCGUCUCAAUUGCGUGCAGCUCACACCGCCUUGACGGACGGCAACGACAUUGUGCUGGAGCUGCUGAAAGAAAAUGCCGAGACAAACGCCGACCCGAGCAAGUGCAGACGAUCAAGUACUUGCUGUUGCGCUCGCGCGAACGAACCACUGGCGACCAAGUUUUGCUGCGGAUUCGUGUGCUGUGCGCAGUCGACAGAAGAUCUGCUGUACAAAGAGACAUCGGCGUUUGUCGUUCGGUUCGAGCGCGUCCAAGAAGACACAUUUCUUCCUGCGCCGCGACCAGCUGAUGUGAUCUCGAACCGUGAACUGCAGCUGAUCGUGUCAACGUUGGACCCGCACAAGGCUAAUAAUUGGGACGAGUCCGUAACAUUUGGUGACGAUGAGCUGAAAAACAUGCAAAUUGUUUGCUAG
Molecule: messenger RNA, 1380 nt
Organism: Hyaloperonospora brassicae
Lineage: Eukaryota; Oomycota; Peronosporomycetes; Peronosporales; Peronosporaceae
Source: the annotation of a GenBank genome assembly